Molecule: messenger RNA, 2591 nt
Organism: Chironomus riparius
Lineage: Eukaryota; Metazoa; Arthropoda; Insecta; Diptera; Chironomidae
Source: the annotation of a GenBank genome assembly
AUGAAUUUUCUAUUUUUACUACUUGCAGCAUUCGUAGUAUUUCGUAAUGAAUAUCAAACAAUUCAUUUGAAAGACUUUCGUUGUGCUUUAAAUAAUGAGAAACUCUAUGAAAAUUCUUCGUGUUAUACUAAACCAGGCCGUGAUAAUUCUACAAUGUUGAGCUUUAAAGCUUGGUCAAAACGAGGUUUGAAUAGCUUAAACAUUAAGGCCAUUUUGAAGUAUAAAUACGAGACGACAUAUCGAGAAAUUCUACAUUCACCAAGAGUUGACUGGUGUCGGUUCAUAAAUGCAAAUACAGUUGCAAAUCGUUUGUUCUGGAUUGCAAUGGAUUUCAUGAAAGGUGAUGAUAAGUCAAUGAUGCAUCCAUGCCCUUAUUUUGACCUUGUUCAUGAAGAUGUAAAAGUUCCAAUGAAUAGAAUGAUCGCAAUUUUUCCACCAGGUGAAUAUAGGCUAAUUAUUCGUAUUGCUGAUAGUGAUAAUGAAGAAAUUUUGAUGGUUAAUGCGACAUACGCAGUUUUGCCAUCAAAAAAUUAAUGGAUGAACAGAUUAUGUAAUAUUUUAUUAAAAUCAAUUUUUUAUUCUACAAAAGUUUAAAUAAAAUUUAAUUAACACUUCCGCUACCUCUUCAAAACUUUAAUGAAUGUAUCUCGAGGAACUUGAAUAUUUGCAAUUUGUCUCAUUUUCUUCUUGCCUUCUGCUUGCUGUUUCAAGAGUUUUUUCCUUCUUGUCACAUCUCCACCAUAAAGCCAUUGAGUGACAUCCUUUCUGAAAGCUUUUAGUGUUUCUCUUGCAAUGACUUUACUUCCAAUGCACGCUUGUAUUCGGAUUUCAACCAUUUGACGAGGAAUCAAUUCCUUUAAUUUUGCAACUAAAUUUCUAGCAAUUUGAUCGGAACUUCUAACAUGACAGAUAUUUGAUAAUUCCUCAACAGGAGAUCCAUUGAGAAGAAUUUCCAAUUUUAUUAAAUGUGUACUGACGUAUUCAUGUUCUUCAAAGUCAAAUGAUGCAAAUCCACUUGAUAAGCUUUUAACUUGAUCAUGAAAGUCGAUGAUGACUUCAUUUAAUGGCAGGAUAUACUUUAACAAUAUUCUAUCGUGAUCCAAAUUGAUUGAUUUUAUCUGAACUCCUCGUUUCUCUACACAAAGUCCAAUAAUGGCACCAACAAAUUUAGCAGGGGUUAUUAAAGUUGCCAUUACUGUUGGUUCAAAAUACUCUUCAACAUGCUGUGGAUCUGGAAAAUGUUUUGGAUUUGAAAUUUCAAUCUGAUUCUUUCCAUUAUAAUGUUUCAAGACUCCUUUAAUAUCUUGAAUUUUCAUUUUGUAUGUAACAUUUGGAGCGGUAAUAAUGGGAGAUGAUUGAUGCUCUUGUUCAAGUCUCUGGACAAAAACUUCUAAAUGUAAGAGUCCUAAAAACCCAAGUCGAAAUCCAUGUCCAAGUGCAGGUGAUGUAUCAGGCUGAAUUGUGACGCAUGAGUCAUUCAAAACUAAUUUUUCAAUUGCACUUUUUAAUGCCAAGUGUUGUGACUGAUCUUGUGGAUAAAUUCCCGCAAAUACCAUUGGUUUAAGUUUUUUGAACACUUCAAGUGGUUGAACUGGAGUUCCUUUUAAAUAAUAAGUGUCUCCAAUAAUUGCUUCCUGGCUAUUUCUCAUGUUACAUCCAAUCAAACCAAUCUGUCCUGCAACAAGUCGGUCAACCUUCCUCUCUUCUGGUGUUAGAAUAGAAAGUGACCUUACAACAUAUCCCUUUCCAUUCUCACAUGACACAAUUUCUUGGUCAACAGUGAUUUCUCCAUCUUUAAUGAACAUUAAGUUAAGUGCUCCUCGAUAUUUAUCGUACCAGCUGUCAAAUAAAUGAGCUCGAAACGGCAAAUCCUUUGAUGAUAUUGGAGGAGGAAUUUUCUUGCAGAUAUGUUGAAGGACUUUAUCAAUUCCAAUUCCUAAUUUUGCGGAAAUCUUUAAAACAUCAUCUGGAUCAAUAUUUAACAUCAUUAGAAGAUCCUCUGUAACUCUUUCUGGAUGUGCAUUUUUUAAAUCAAUUUUAUUUAUGACUGGUAUAAUUUUGAGAUUUUUUGAUGUUGCAAGAUGAUAAUUGGCAAGAGUUUGUGCCUGAAUUCCAUGAUUUGCAUCGACAAGUAACAAUGCACCUCUUGAUGCUGAUAAGCUUCUAGCAACUUCAUUACCAAAAUCUACAUGACCUGGUGUGUCAAUCAAAUUUAAAAGAUAAACUUCAUUUUCAUAUUUAUGAAUUAAUGAUACACAAUUAGCUUUCACAGUAAUUCCUCUUUCCUGUUCAACUUCCAGCGUAUCCAAAACUUGUGUCUUCCCACUUCCUUUCUUUAAAGCGCCAGUUACUUCCAUUAAUCGAUCUGAUAAUGUACUUUUUCCAUGAUCAACAUGUGCGAUUAUUGAAAAAUUCCUAAUAUUUUCAGUUUUGACAUUUAUAUAGUUGUUAAUAUCAUCGUUUAAGUCUUCAUAUGAUGAAUACUUCCUAGUUAUUCCUAUUAGUCUUUGAAAGGAUCUAUUAUGAGUUCUUAAAAUUAUUUUCAACAUUUUUCUUUGAAAUUUUCACUAAUUUGACAUUGUUACUGCGAU